This is a messenger RNA of Dentiscutata erythropus, 199 nucleotides long. The record is from the annotation of a GenBank genome assembly. NCBI's taxonomy places the organism in Eukaryota, Fungi, Glomeromycota, Glomeromycetes, Diversisporales, Gigasporaceae.
AGAAUCAACUCGAGGUUUAAAAGUAGUUGAAAAAGCUGGUUAUAGCAUCUCAGCAAAAGUAGGUGUGCCAGAAGUUCCAGCAUUACUGAAAUCUGAAACAGAAGAUAUACCUAGCUCUGUUACUGAAGAACUUGCGGAUAACGAAUCGAAAUUAAUAGAAUCUGGUCCGAAUGAGAAGGCUACACAAGUUGCCGUGUAA